AUGGCCGCCGCCAACGCAGCCCGCGACGGGCAGACGGCCCUCGCGCUCCGCCUCACCAAGCACCUCGCCCCCGCGGACGCCGCCGGCAAGAACGUCGCCUUCUCGCCCGUCUCCAAGUAUGGACCGGCCCUGGUCUCCGUCCACGCUGGCCUGGCGCUGGUGGCCGCAGGCGCGGGCGGCGCCACGCAGGCCCAGCUGCUCAGCUUCCUCGGCGCCCCGACGGCGGACGGCCUCGCUGCCUUCGGUCGCCACGUCUCCGAGCGCGUCCUGGCCGAUCGUGCGGACUCCGGUGGACCCCGCGUGCUCUUCGGCGGCGGCGUCUGGAUCGACCAAUCGCGCGGCGGUCUCAAGAAGGAGUUCCAGGAUAUAGCCGCCAAGUCCUACAGGUCCGAGGCACGCACCGUGAGCUUCACCGAGGAGCCGGAGGAAGCGGUGGAGAUGAUCAACAGCUGGGUCAAAAAGGCCACAAACAACCUCAUCGACUCCAUGAUCUCAUGCAGCGACAUCACCGCCGACACCGACCUCGUGCUCGCUAACGCUGUGUACUUCAAGGGCAGCUGGCUCGACCCAUUCAACUUUUGCCACACCUCACCUGGCAAGUUCCACCGGCUCGACGGCAGCCAUGUCGGGCCAAGCUUCAUGUCGAAGCUCAAGACCAUGUACAUCUCGUGUAUGGACGGGUUCAAGGUCCUCAAGCUCCCAUAUGCGAAGCACGGGCAUUCUGCUAGUGAGUAUAUAGAAGGGACUUCCUACAAGAUCCACCGUGGCCCAAGGGCUACCUCCGUCAAGAGCGGCAAUGCCACACAGUUCUCCAUGUUCGUCUUCCUCCCGGACAAGCGCGACGGCAUAUCCACCAUGGUGGACUUGAUCACCUCGGCACCUGGGUACCUCUACAGCGUCCUGCCCACGGAAACCGAACUCGUCAGCCUUGAGGUACCCAAGUUGGAAAUCUCCUUCGACUGGAACCUCGGGAAAGAUCUCCGUCAGCUGGGGCUCACGCUGCCGUUCUCGACGGAAGCAGGCGACCUGCGAGGCAUGUACAAGAAUGACGACGGGCGGCCGACCUUCUUGACCAAGGUUGCACACAAGGCGGUCAUCAAGGUGAACGAGGAAGGGACCGAGGCUGCCGCAGUCAUGACGUCUUUGCGUGGUGGUGGCGGUCCCCCGCCAGACAUGGUCAAGUUCGUCGCCGACCAUCCAUUCACCUUCAUGAUCAUGGAGGAGCGGUCAGGGGUGAUCGUGUUCGCGGGCCAUGUCCUCGAUCCUACCUGCAAGUGAUCACCGUCGACACUCAAGAAACUCCAUGCGUUAGGAUAUUUUGCCUUGUGGAAUAGUGGUCUUCGAUCUUAUUAGCUGCUCAUAUUACUCGAGCUUAUUUGAGAUAUUAUUGGCACUACUCAUUAUUAGAUUGCACAUGUAUGCAUGCUUGCCCC
Lolium rigidum is the source of this 1433-nucleotide messenger RNA. RefSeq names its product serpin-ZXA-like. Bases 1 to 1278 code for a protein of 425 amino acids. Gene Ontology annotation, molecular function: serine-type endopeptidase inhibitor activity. The record is from RefSeq and is a predicted model, not a curated record. The transcript has 4 exons. NCBI's taxonomy places the organism in Eukaryota, Viridiplantae, Streptophyta, Magnoliopsida, Poales, Poaceae.